Molecule: messenger RNA, 1866 nt
Organism: Eimeria maxima
Lineage: Eukaryota; Apicomplexa; Conoidasida; Eucoccidiorida; Eimeriidae
Product: Protein containing a possible START(Steroidogenic acute regulatory (STAR) related lipid transfer) domain, related
Exons: 5
Coding region: 1-1866 (621 amino acids)
Molecular function (GO): lipid binding
Source: RefSeq, a predicted model, not a curated record
AUGCGGCCCCGCCCAGGGCCCGCCGGCAGCAACGCAACGGAGGCGGCGGCCGCCUGCGUGUCUGAUGCCCCUGCUGCAGCAGAGCAGACAUUAGCAGGCAAGAGACAGCCGCGUUGGAUUCGUUUUCUUGCCCGAAGACUGCGGUGUAUCUACGUCAAAGAAGAACGGCGGACAGCAGACUGGUGUCAAGGGGCUGCUACACAACGGCCAGGCCAUAUCGGCCGCCGCCGUCGCCUCCGCCUCCGGCGCCACAGAAGAGGGGCCCCGCAAGAGGCCCUCGAUAAUGGAAAGCAGCAGUGGCAGCAUAACAGACUAGAUGAUGGGGGUUCAUUUGGUAUCUUCAUUCCGGAAGAAGCGGAGCUGCAGGCCACGGGUGCAGCAGCAGCAGCUGCAGCUGCAGCAGCAGCAGCUGCUGCGGCCGCAGUAGCAGCAGCAGUUGAGAGGGGCCCGGCAAGUGCUGAGAAGAGCUCCAACGCCCCCACACGUUUUUGUAGUGACAAGGGCGACGACAAUGGCUCAUGCAUGCGGUCGGAGCCCACUGAUACUGCUGCAGUCCUCUUGCAUGCAACGGAAGGACCGAGGAGCAGCAGCCCCAGUGCACCCGGGGUAGAGGGACAGCUGACAGCUUUGGCGCCUGUCAGCGUCGUAUUGGAGUCAGAUAUAUGUAAAGUUCAUCCGGAAACAACGGAAGAUGGCGAUGACUUGAGCAGAGAUAAGGAAGAGACCGACGCGGGGGCAUCGAGUGCAGUCCUCGUCGAGGGCGCCGAAACAGACGCUGCAGCGGCAAUCACAACUGCGAAAGCAGCAGCUGCUGCUGGAACUGUUAGGACUGUUGCUGCUGCUGUUGUCUCGCCUUCGCCUCCCCUUCCUGCAGCGAGCGCUGGGGGGGUGCACGUAAGUUUGUGGCCCUUCAUGUCAGUUGACGGGUUGCGGGCGGAGGAUCCGACGCAUUUGUUUACUCGACUGGAGGAGCAGCGGCUGCGGUUCAAUACACUUCAACGGCAAGCAGCAGCUUGUGCUCCAGGAGAGACCUUUACCUGGGACAGGAAGCACGAGGCCCAGGAGCUGUCGGCGCUGCUGGUGAAUGCAGCGGUACGGUCGAUGCUGGGGCCUGCAAACCACAUGCCUUGUGUGCAUUCGCAUGACGGCAUUCAAGUCUGGAAGGGAGAGUCAGGUGUGGGAAACUUGGCCUGCAGAGCUCGGUUUCUGUUGCCAGUGGAGCCUAGGCUUUAUGCCAUGUUCGCAAGUAAUUCGGAGUUGCGCCUGUCUUGGGACAAAAGCGUGACGGAGCAGCACGUGGUGGAGAAUUUAGACGCGGGUCACGACAUUUGCUAUGUUGCAUUUAGGCGGGUGGCGACGGUUUACCCGCGCGAUGUAGUGACACUUCGAGUCAAGUGCAGGCUGAAUAUGCGUCCGGGAAUUGCCAGCCCCGACUGUGCUGCUCCUGGCAGCUCUACCGAGGAGCUGCCUGAAGGCGGUGGCGUCCUCAGUACCAACGUCAGCAGCGGAGACGAAACAGUAGACGCUGAGGCGACCGCGUACGGCUCGAUGAGCUGCUCCAUUCAUCACCCCGAUGUGCCUGAAGCACCUGGGCGGGUUCGGAUGGACAUUCGCAUAAAUGCGUAUCUCGCAAAGCCUGUUUGCACUCCUUUUGGCUUAUGGAGUGAAGUUACGCUCUUCAACGAGUCCGACCCGGGCGGUUGGAUACCGGCGGCGAUAACGAGAACAAUUUCCGCCAAGCUACUUCCACUGACAGUGGAGAGAUUUUCGGCUCAAAUAUUGAAGCACUACGACAUGACUUGGACAGGAUCAGCCACGGGCUUUGCAGCUCGCAAGCUGAAGAUGAGUAAACUAGUGCUGACUUAG